AUGAGAGAAGCUAUUUCUUUCGGGGAGCUGCCCAUUGAGAUAGCAUCUUACAUCUGUACCUUUCUUCAGCAACAGGAAGUUUCAAAACUUUCAGCUACUUCCAAAGCCACCUACCAGCUCUUCCGCCCAAUACUCUACCGGCAUCCCAAUGUCUCAUCUUCCACGUCCCUCACGCUUCUUUCUCGAACCUUUACCAGAGCAACAUACAUGGGAAAGGCAGAUCACAAGUGGUCAACCCAAGAGUGCCUGGAUCAAACAAAGACCUUGGAUCUUACAAUCGACCAGAUUAAAGAUAGUGCAAGAAACAAUGACCAGCCUCCAGCGGCCAUCUUGGUCUCGCGUUACAUCCAAGCUAUCGUUCGGCGAUGUCCCAACUUAGCAAUCACCCUUGGCUUUGCACAUUGCCAAUGCAAAUCCACACCCGUCUCAGGUCUUGACAGUGAAACGUUCCCUCGAGUUACCAAGCUCAUCCUCUAUGUUGGACGACACGACCCACAGGAAACCCAUGGCCGCGCUCAUACAAGUUGCGUACCGAACGCCAAAUUCUGGCGUCCUUUGGUCAACGGCGUUUCAUUCCCAGACUGUUUGAAUCUCGAAAUACGUCACUACUGGGCAACCAGUCCACCUAUGCAUGCAAGUCUCGACUUGCAGAAGCGCUACACUAACGUCUCGACCAAUUACGGCAGCUAUAAUAUGCGCAAUCCUCGUGGAAUUGCUGGCGGCAGACUUAACAGUAACUUCGUGGACACUCCAUUGAGAGCAGAUCAGAUAGUAGGCCCAACUAAAGGUCUGAAAAGGUUCGAGAGCAUUGUGCUUGAAUGUCCCCCCUGA
Messenger RNA from Letharia columbiana, 831 nucleotides. RefSeq lists its product as uncharacterized. Bases 1 to 831 code for a protein of 276 amino acids. The record is from RefSeq and is a predicted model, not a curated record. The transcript is spliced from 2 exons. Lineage: Eukaryota; Fungi; Ascomycota; Lecanoromycetes; Lecanorales; Parmeliaceae.